AUGUUGAAAAUUUUCUGGAUUCUUGCGAUUUUCUGGAAAUUUUCGGAAAUUCGUGCUUUGGGCACGCAUGACUAUGUUGCGCUAAAUUGUGGACCUGUGAGUUUGUUCAGUCUUGCUGGAAAUCCACGUGGCAUCGAAAUGGAGACCUCUAGAAGUCCGUUUAAAUAGUACUUGUUGAGGAAACCUUAUGGCUAAAAAAUUAUCAGACAACGUGAAAGUUUAAAGUCGAGGAUCAUGCCACGUGGAUUUCUGUUGCAAGAAAAAAUAUCGAUUCUUGCCACAUGGAACUUUGAAAAUUCGAUUUUUCGAGAAAACAUUCCGGAACGAUGAAAUGCUACGUGGAUUUCCAUACCGAUUUUUCACCAAAACCUUCCAGACUCUCAUCAAAAAACAAUCGCAUACUCAAUUCUACGCAUUCAACGACGAAAUUCGAACAGGCGAGAUCAUUUUCAGUGGACAAGUCUACGAGAAUAUGAACUGGUUCAACGUGUACUUAUACCGUGGAAUCGGUGAUGCCUAUAAUAUGGAAUCGAAUAAUACUUUGAACCUGAAGUUCAAGGCAAACGGGGAGACUACGUUUCUGGGUGAAAAUCAUUCGGGUUCUCCAUUGAAACGUGGACAAUACAAUAAUAUUCGAAUUCAGUAAGAGUUCUGGAGCUUCUUGGGUUUAUCCUAAAGCUUGCCCUGAAGCUCAGAUUUGAGCUAAGUCCAUUUUAAAUACAGCCGCAUGAUCAGCAGAUCCAAAUCUUCCAGAAUUUUCCACGAACGCUUCGAGAUUUUCAUCAAUCAAGACUGGUUCUACACAUUCUUCCGGCGAGAAUAUCCAGGAUAUUAUAUCAAGGCGGCCGGUGUUGAGGGACAAUUUUAUACACGACAAAUCGAUUUGUGAGUCAGCAGGCUUGUGAAAACUUGAGUUUUUUUUGAAAUUUUCAGACUUUGUGCCAACACCACGUUCGGCUCUGGACAUAAUGUUGGAAUUCAAAUUUGA
This is a messenger RNA of Caenorhabditis angaria, 988 nucleotides long. The record is from the annotation of a GenBank genome assembly. NCBI's taxonomy places the organism in Eukaryota, Metazoa, Nematoda, Chromadorea, Rhabditida, Rhabditidae.